CUAGCUGUCACUGUAAUAACUUUGUUCUUUUCCUGUGAAUUUGAGUUAAUGAAUAAAUGAGGAUAAGUACAAUUGUUGAAUAAUUGAAAUGGCAGACUGACUAGACCAGACAAUAAUUGUUGAAUUAUGCAUAUCAUGUGGAAAAUUGAACGCAGCAAUUCUUGAUAUCAAAAGCAAUUGCUGGGCCCUCAAGCAGUGUGAUUGUAUGUUUGAAAACAGAUAAAUAUUUAUUUGCCUAAUUGACUCACGAAAUGGAGACUGAGAAGGACAGUGGAAAUAAUUCUGGUCCUGAUGAUACAACAAAAACAGACAAGAAACUUAAUAAAGAAGACCUUGAGGAGCGUUAUAAUAAGCUGAAAGGAUUCGCACUUAAGUUGAAGAAGAAAGUAAACGAUUUGUCUGAUGAGUUGAAAAUUUCCGAAGCUGAGAAAAUCAAAGCUGUUGCUGAGAGGGAGGAAAUACAAAAGAAAGUAUCUCAAAUAUCAGACAAUGCUAAGAAAUUACAGACAAUUCAACUCGAAUACGACAGACUCCAAGAUGCUCUUGAGGCGCAGAAGAGUGAGAAUCGUAAAAUAACAAAAAACCUGGAGACCCUCGUUCUAGAAAACACAACCCUUAAACAAUCCCAGUACGAGCAGAGAGAGAACGUCGCGCACAUCAACUCAGAUUUGGAGAAUCGCACGAAGGAAUUGGCGGAGUUGAAAGCAAUCUUCAAAAAAAAUCAGAGCUUAAUAAAAAAAUUGGAAGAUGAGAAAAGGGCGGAGGUGAUGAUCAGAGAACAGAGAGAGAAGGAUUACGAGGAGAUGAAAAAUCAACUGGAGGCGGAAAUUCAAGCUCACAGAACGACAAAGGGACAGUUGGACACUGCGAGGCAGGAACGAGCCACUAAUAAUGUUCUGUUUUUGGAGGUCGAUAAUUAUGAGAGAAGCAUUGAAGACUUGAAAUCAAAACUAGCUGACGAAUCUGAUAGUCGACGAGCGUUGGAAUCUACGAUAGAGGAGCAACGUCAGCUCCUUAGUACUUCAGAGAGUCAAUUAACGGAGCUCAGGGACACGUGUUUCGCGAAAACAAAUCAAUUAACCACUUUGGGCGAAAAAAAUGAGAGCCUAAAGUCUGAAUUGUGCGAUAUGCGACAAGAAAUCGUACAAAUGACAAGGGAGAAAGAGGGUCUGCUGGAAGUAAUGGAGACAAUAAAAUCUAAUUCCGAUAAAUUAUCGAAAGAGUCAGCUAUUCACACAGCGGAGAGGAAUAAACUUCUCUCAGAUAAUGAGAAUCAGAGAAAAAAUCACGCGCAGCAGGUGGAGAUAUUGAAAGUUGACAUAUCCAGGUUGAAUGAUGCUCUUAAGCAAUCGAACGACGAAGUCGAGUCCCUGAGGGCAGAAUUCGAGGGUUACAAGCUUCGAGCCCAGAGUGUUUUGAGGAAUAAACAGAGUCAGGAUAAAGAGUCGGGCUUAAACGGCCGAAGUAUUAGUGAGAUUCAGGCGGAGAUUAAUCAUCUGCGGAAUCAUUUAUCCAUACUACACGAGAAAUUAGAGUCCAGGGACAGUGAAACCAAGACACUGAAGACAGACUUGAGUUUGGCGAGGGAGGAGAGGGACUCGGCAAGAGACAGUGCCAGGGAUCUGGGAAAAAAACUGUCAAAAUUGAGCCAGGAUUACUCGACAUUGAGGGAGCAGUAUAGAGCGCAACUGAAUGUUGUGGAAAAAAUUAAAGAGGAGUUUGAAGCGAAAGAGGAGAGCCUGAAGACUAAUCACGAGGUUCAAAUUUCAACUCUAGAACAGAGAUAUCAACACGAAAUUGAGAAACUGCGGUCUGAUGUUAGCAAAAUUUCCUUAAAAACCACAGACAAAUCAUCAGAGUACAGAUAUGACCUUGAUCAUAAUAUCUCUAGAAAUGAUAUGCACUUACUGGAGCGGGAGGAUGGCGAAGGCUCUGAGAGUGUGGAUUCCUACACAGUCGGUGGAUUUUCAAAUGAAAAACAAAGAAGACCAUCAUUGAUGCCCCUGGACGAACUGUUAAAUUCAUCCGACGACUUUUCGAAAUCAAAUGGUCCACCUUUACCCUCCAAAGUUGAUCGCCAGGAGCUGGAAAUAUCUGAAAGAAGAGUUAAACAUUUGACCGUUUUGCUGGCGGAUGCUGAAAGAGAUGUGGCUAAAUUGAAUCAGCUGAAUCAAAUGCUGAAAGAAGACAUCCGAAGGCAACAGAGAAGUGUAGAGAGGGAGCAUCAUGCCAACAACUUUGAAUAUCUAAAGAAUGUUAUUAUGAAGUUCGUUACUUUGAAAAAUGGAGACGAAAGGAGUCGCCUCAUUCCAGUUCUCAAUACAAUUCUCAAGUUGAGUCCUGAGGAGACUCAUCAACUUAAUCAAGUUGCUGGAGUUUCAGGACGGGGAUGGUUACCCUCUCUCCCCAUUCCUGGAUGGAGUCACGACUAAUUGGCCUCAUUGUUUCGCGAAGAAAUACGAAAUAUUUACUGAAGAGUAUUUUCAAACCCCGAGAAUAGCAAUAAAACAUAUUUUCAAUCGAGGAGAGGGAUCACUUAUUUAUGGACAUAAUUAUGUAGGACAAAUAAACAGUAAUUUUUCAACUA
Molecule: messenger RNA, 2587 nt
Organism: Diachasmimorpha longicaudata
Lineage: Eukaryota; Metazoa; Arthropoda; Insecta; Hymenoptera; Braconidae
Gene: GCC185
Product: GRIP and coiled-coil domain-containing protein 2
Exons: 9
Coding region: 252-2432 (726 amino acids)
Cellular component (GO): Golgi apparatus
Source: RefSeq, a predicted model, not a curated record